Molecule: messenger RNA, 765 nt
Organism: Geodia barretti
Lineage: Eukaryota; Metazoa; Porifera; Demospongiae; Tetractinellida; Geodiidae
Source: the annotation of a GenBank genome assembly
UUGAUCUAUGUCAACCGGUCCGCCGUGGUGACCGGCGGCGCCAGCGGCAUCGGGCGAGAGGUUGCGCGCGCCUUGGCAGAGCGCGGCGCUGCGGUCGCGGUAGCCGAUAUCAACCUGGAGGGCGCCGAGCAGGUCGCCGCGGCGCUCGUGCAGGGCGGCGCAAAGGCGGAGGCCAUCGCCUGCGACGUGAGCCGGCCCGAGCAGGCGGACGCGAUGAUCGCCCGGGCAAUUGAGGCGUUCGGCAAAGUCGAUAUCCUCGUGCACAGCGCCGGUGUCGGCGUCGAGCGCAGCUUCCUCGACACCACGCCGGAGGAAUGGCAGCGCAUCCUCGACAUCGAUCUCUCCGGCACGUUCUUUUGCGGCCAGGCGGCGGCGCGCCACAUGGUCGAGCGCGGCUACGGCCGCAUCGUCAAUCUCGCGUCGACCGCCGGCGUGCGCGGCGGCACCGGGCGCGCGGCCUACGGCACCGCCAAGGGCGGCGUCAUCGCGCUCACCAAGGUGAUGGCGGUCGAGCUUGCGCCUCACGGCAUUACCGUGAAUGCGCUGGCGCCCGGCGCGAUCGAGACCGAGCUGGUGGCGAAGAUGCACUCGGCCGAGACGCGGACGGUCUACCGCGCCGCCAUUCCGCUCGAUCGCUACGGCACGCCGGAGGAGACCGCAGCCGCGGCGCUCUUCCUCGCAAGCGAGGAGGCCCGCUACGUCACCGGCCACGUGCUCGCGGUCGAUGGCGGCUUCCUCGCGGCAGGGGUGAUGCACCGCCGAUAG